UACCUAAAGGAGCUGCAAAGGCGAGAUGAGCCGAGUCUGGAAGAGAGGGCGGGUGCCUUCGAUUUGACCUCCGCAUUUCUACCUCCGAUUAUUGCCUUGCUUCUGAGUUACAUUCUGAGCCUCCUGUUUGGCUGGCAACUCGGUUUGACUGUCGGCCUGACUUCCAUCUUCCUUUACAUCUUAUUUCUGGCAAUAGUUAUUUUUGGUGGCUACGCAAAGAACUGGAAGAAAGCCAUCGAGAUCGGCGAAACGGCGGCACGCUACUCCCGUUCCUGGCGACUCAUACUUGAUAUCCUUUUUAAUCAACCUCCCCGCGGAACUUACACGCCUCAGCACGUCCGCCUUAUCCCAGUAACUCUUAACCUCGGUGCCUCGUACACAGCCUGGGAUGCCGCGGUUCAACUCUCAGAAAAGAUGUGGGCUGCUGCGGCGACCAGAUACUCGAUGCUAGCUAUGCACCUCCAGUGGGCUGGCAAGGACAUCCCAAGUAAGUACUGUCUCAACCAACCCCUGUUUUUUCGUCCCCCUUUUCCCGAUUACUACUUUUCAGACGAAAGUAAUAUCAGAUGUGCGGCCUUCUUAAAAAAAUCCCACGCGACCGAAUACCACAGUCUAGGAAAAGAUGAUUAG
Dibothriocephalus latus is the source of this 630-nucleotide messenger RNA. The record is from the annotation of a GenBank genome assembly. Lineage: Eukaryota; Metazoa; Platyhelminthes; Cestoda; Diphyllobothriidea; Diphyllobothriidae.